This is a messenger RNA of Brassica napus (rape), 766 nucleotides long. RefSeq lists its product as uncharacterized. The transcript is spliced from 3 exons. NCBI's taxonomy places the organism in Eukaryota, Viridiplantae, Streptophyta, Magnoliopsida, Brassicales, Brassicaceae. The record is from RefSeq and is a predicted model, not a curated record. The coding region runs from base 1 to 378 and encodes 125 amino acids.
AUGAGAAGAUGGUUUGGCUCUCAUGAUCCGCAGGACUUGAAUCUCAAAGAUUUUUACUCAGGAUCGGGAAAAGGAAAUCAAUCAUUUGGUGAUGGUAGCAGUAUUCAAAGAGACUGGACUACCUCAGGGCUUAUCGGUGAUCCGAUAAAUCAAAGAGAAGAUACUUGUGGAUCAGUUGUCUUUACACAUCUCCUACAAGCUUCUUAUAACAAAGAUAAACCCAUUGCCCAGCAUCGUGAUUUGUCAUACCUAGUUUUGGCAAAUCAUAUCCAAAGCCAAACCCAGGCCAAAGGCUUUUCAUUCAGAAACCUGAACAUACCGAUCAACUACAUUAGAAAUAUAGGACUCAGAGGAGUAAGAGCAGCCGCAACGGAGUAACAUGCGGAAUCCUUAGCGGUAAAUCUUAGGUUAGGAGGAAUAGAAUAAUAUUAUAAAAGGCAAAUAGUGUAAGGAUUUUAUCGGAUCAGUCCUUCCGUAAGAGGUUCAAGGACUUGAUCCUUAAGACAGGUGGCAACGGGUUAUUGGGCAGGUGAUGUUUUGAGUUUGGUUUUGUCGGCAAUUUACGGUUCGUUUUGUUUUUUUUUUCAAUCGAUUUGGAGAUUUUCGUUUGAAAUUAGGGUUUCAUUUGAUGAUGUCUACAAAUAUCCAUAAUAUUCUCGGCAUUCGGGAUGAUGUUCACGAUACCCAGGCACAUCAUCGAUUGAAAUAUGAUUUAAUAGAAAAUAUUUGGAACAUUGGUGAUUCAUAAUCAUGUUGUAUUUUUAAA